Ilex paraguariensis (yerba mate) is the source of this 318-nucleotide messenger RNA. The record is from the annotation of a GenBank genome assembly. NCBI's taxonomy places the organism in Eukaryota, Viridiplantae, Streptophyta, Magnoliopsida, Aquifoliales, Aquifoliaceae.
AUGGACGCCGACGGAGCAGAUAGGAGUUGUAAAAGUUUCUUCGUGGCAGUUCACGUCGGCGCUGGGUUUCACUCGCCGUCGAACGAGAGAGCUCUCAGGUCUGCCAUGAAUCGAGCCUGCCUCGCCGCCGCCUCUGUCCUCCAAAAGAUAAUGGACGCCGACGGAGCAGAUAGGAGUUGUAAAAGUUUCUUCGUGGCAGUUCACGUCGGCGCUGGGUUUCACUCGCCGUUGAACGAGAGAGCUCUCAGGUCUGCCAUGAAUCGAGCGUGCCUCGCCGCCGCCUCUGUCCUCCAAAAGGUCUGUGUGUGUGUUACUUAA